This is a messenger RNA of Wallemia ichthyophaga EXF-994, 921 nucleotides long. Its product is annotated as Mitogen-activated protein kinase. Gene Ontology annotation, molecular function: MAP kinase activity; ATP binding. Bases 1 to 921 code for a protein of 306 amino acids. The transcript is spliced from 2 exons. Gene Ontology annotation, cellular component: nucleus; cytoplasm. Gene Ontology annotation, biological process: intracellular signal transduction; protein phosphorylation. The record is from RefSeq and is a predicted model, not a curated record. NCBI's taxonomy places the organism in Eukaryota, Fungi, Basidiomycota, Wallemiomycetes, Wallemiales, Wallemiaceae.
AUGUUCCUCCUGCGUACGCUUAGAGAACUUAAGCUGCUCAAAUACUUCCAGCAGCAAAAUGUCUCUGAGAAUAUAAUUUCUGUUUUAGACAUGAUAAAGCCAAAGGAUUAUCCAAAUUUCAAAGAAGUCUACCUCAUUCAAGAACUGAUGGAAACGGAUUUACAUAGAGUAAUCAGAACUCAGGACUUGAGCGACGAUCACGCUCAGUAUUUUGUUUAUCAAACCUGUAGAGCUCUCAAGGCUAUGCACAGCGCUGAUGUUAUCCACAGAGACCUCAAACCAUCGAACCUGCUUCUCAACGCAAAUUGCGAUCUCAAGGUCUGUGACUUUGGUUUGGCUAGGUCGACACAAACGGCUGAGCCUGGCUGUGAGACGGGUUUCAUGACGGAGUAUGUCGCUACGAGAUGGUACAGAGCUCCUGAAAUUAUGCUUACUUUCAAGCAAUAUACCUCCGCUAUUGACAUUUGGAGCGUAGGUUGCAUCCUCGCCGAAAUGCUCUCUGGUAGACCAUUAUUCCCUGGUAGAGACUAUCAUCACCAGUUGACACUGAUUUUGGAUGUCCUUGGUACACCAACGCUCGAUGAAUUCUAUGCAAUCAGCUCUAGACGCUCCAGAGAUUAUAUCAGAGCUUUGCCUUUUAGAAAGAAGAGAUCAUUCAGCCAACUUUUCCCAGACGCCAGCCCAGAAGCUGUUGACUUUUUAGCAAAGACUCUUACUUUCAGCCCCAAAUCUAGAAUGUCUGUUGAGGAAUGCCUCUCACAUCCUUAUUUAUCUGCAUAUCAUGACCCAGAGGACGAACCAUCGGCACCACCACUAGAUGCAUCUUUCUUCGAAUUUGAUCAUCGCAAAGACGUUAUUUCAAAGGAAGAGUUAAAACAACUAUUAUUCGAAGAAAUAAUGACGUUCAAGCCUAUUUGCUGA